Messenger RNA from Cydia amplana, 2394 nucleotides. Its product is annotated as zinc finger protein 256-like. NCBI's taxonomy places the organism in Eukaryota, Metazoa, Arthropoda, Insecta, Lepidoptera, Tortricidae. Gene Ontology annotation, biological process: regulation of transcription by RNA polymerase II. The coding region runs from base 685 to 2394 and encodes 569 amino acids. The transcript is spliced from 8 exons. The record is from RefSeq and is a predicted model, not a curated record. Gene Ontology annotation, cellular component: chromatin; transcription regulator complex; PcG protein complex. Gene Ontology annotation, molecular function: DNA-binding transcription factor activity, RNA polymerase II-specific; RNA polymerase II cis-regulatory region sequence-specific DNA binding.
AAGUCAUGAAGUUACGGGAAAAAUUCUCCUACCCACUUUUCUUUGCGUAAACUAAUGUAUUUUCGGGUAUUGGAGAUGAAAUUAUCAUAAAUCACAGUAUCAAGUCUUUCUUUUUGGCACCAUAAAACACCAUCGUCACGGACGAAUGGCUGGUAUUUAAAAAUCAAAUCGGCCAUAAACAAUAAAAUGGCGUCCGGUUUUUUGUGUGUGCAAUGAAGUAAUUGUUUUCAUGAAAUAAGAAGAUUUAGUGUGCUUUUUACGAACUGUAAUGUUUUUUCGGUGAUCUUGCAGCACAAUGAACCUCAAUAACCCGUUUAGCGUGUAUAAAGACGUGCUUUUUAUUGGCAAUGAAGUGCGUGUCGUAUGUGGCUAGGUAGCGUCGUCGUCGUGCGCCGCCUUUAAUAUUGAGUUGAUUAGGGUAAAUCAAGCGGAUUCUUCGAUUAAGAAUGGUUUCCAAAGGCGGGGCGGUAUAAUUAGGGCUAUAGGAGGACUAUUAGUGCGUGUGUUAGUCGGCGUUACGCUAGUGUGAUUGAUGGGUAAGGUGCGCUAGUAGUUGUGAAAGCGAGCGUACAUACAUGUUCGCGAUGUUAAAACUGUCAUGAGGACUCGUGUUUACUAUCAAAUAGUGGAUUUGUGUUGGUCUGUUUGUUUUUAUUUUAAUGUUGUGAUAAAUAGUUGUUAAAAAUGUGUAUGCCUACGCCAAGCAAUGUGUCAGGCUUCGGAUAUCAGUGGGGCUUCACGAGCUCCGGGGAUCUAACGAAGGGCGAGGUUGAGACCCCUAGCAGCCUCAGCUACACCCUGGGGAAUACGGUGUCCCCAGAAACAACCCUAACGGUGAUGUCUCACAAGACACCGCAAGUCCAAGAGAAGGUUGGAACAGUCUCCGUAGCCGUCAGCAAUACCGGCACGCAAGUAACCAGGGUCGUCACUGCUGGGACUCCGGUAACGGCAAGGAGGGCUAUGUUUGUCCUGAAUGAGACUCCGCACACAAUCAACAGAGUUUCACAGAAUCAGACAGCAACUAUACAGACCCCUAUAUUUACAGCCACUAACCUCGCAGCAAAGCCCUUCAUGACCCCCAUAGGGCCAAUCCAGCUCACUGCCGAAGAAUGCAACGAGAUCCUCAUGAAGCGGGCCCUGCAAGCCCAGGGCAUUGCCACACCAGCGGUCAUAGACGCAUCUCAGAUCAAUCAUACUAUACUCAAUGGUGGGCUGAAGAGUUUAGCGGAGGCAACGUCGCAGCAAGCACAGGUGGAGACGAUACAGACGACGACAGCUCAUCAGCAUCAUCAGUUGAUGCAUACAAAACAGGAGCCUGGGACGGCUAAUAAUUCGCCUAAAAGCUACGAGUUGGUCAGCUUCGAAGAUGGGGAAACCUCCGCUACAGUUAUUCAACACACACAACUGCAAAAUGCGGUAUACUCGCAGACGGAGCUGAUGUCCACGACGACCAUGUCCGCGGCGCCCCCGGCCGCCAUCAAGGAGCGCCCGUACGCCUGCGACGAGUGCGGGAAGUCCUUCCUGUUGAAACACCAUCUUACUACGCAUGCGAGAGUUCAUACCGGCGAGCGACCGCACGUAUGCACACACUGCGGCAAAACCUUCGCGCACAAACACUGUCUCAACACCCACCUCCUACUCCACACGACCGACCGCCCGUACAAGUGCCGCGAAUGCAGGAAAACCUUCACGCUCAAACACCACCUAUUAUCGCAUAUGCGGGUGCACAGUCGAGACCGUCCGUUCGUGUGCGGCGAGUGCGGCCGCGGGUUCCCGCUGAAGCGCCACCUCGUCACGCACAGCAAGUACCACGCUGGCGAGCGGCCCUACGUCUGCAGCGACUGCGGCGAGAGCUUCGCGCAGAAGGUCACACAUUCAUUCAUUCAUUCAUUCAUUCAUUCAUUCACACAUUCAUUCCCGCUGAAGCGCCACCUCGUCACGCACAGCAAGUACCACGCAGGCGAGCGGCCCUAUGUCUGCAGCGACUGCGGCGAGAGCUUCGCGCAGAAGGUCACACAUUCAUUCAUUCAUUCAUUCACACAUUCAAUCCCGCUGAAGCGCCACCUCGUCACGCACAGCAAGUACCACGCAGGCGAGCGGCCCUACGUCUGCAGCGACUGCGGCGAGAGCUUCGCGCAGAAGGUCACACAUUCAUUCAUUCAUUCAUUCACACAUUCGUUCCCGCUGAAGCGCCACCUCGUCACGCACAGCAAGUACCACGCCGGCGAGCGGCCCUACGUCUGCAGCGACUGCGGCGAGAGCUUCGCGCAGAAGGUCACACAUUCAUUCAUUUAUUCAUUCACACAUUCAUUCCCGCUGAAGCGCCACCUCGUCACGCACAGCAAAAGGUCACACAUUCAUUCAUUCAUUCAUUCACACAUUCAUUCCCGCUGA